Molecule: messenger RNA, 1973 nt
Organism: Drosophila hydei
Lineage: Eukaryota; Metazoa; Arthropoda; Insecta; Diptera; Drosophilidae
Product: putative ATP-dependent RNA helicase BoYb
Exons: 3
Coding region: 1-1920 (639 amino acids)
Biological process (GO): germ-line stem cell division; transposable element silencing
Source: RefSeq, a predicted model, not a curated record
AUGAACGAUCAUACGUUUCGACUGGUCCAUGGGCGACAGCAGCUGCAGUCUCUUGGCUGCUCCAAGGAUUUGCUGACUAAGCCAAUAUUUGCAGGAGCUUCAGUUUUGCUAAUUGAUGAAGCUAAAGCCAAGUUGGAUGACUACGUGAAGCCACUUCGCCAAAAGAUAGAGACUCAACUCAUUCUUGUGCUGGUGGCUACGCGUCAACGUUUGCAUGAACUGCGAGCGCAGUUCGAAAAGGAGCCUGGCAGCCGGCAGGACAUCUUUGAAUUCGAGCACGAUGAAACUCAGCUGCUGUUCAGGCGAAAUGGCUUGUGGCUUGCGACCACAGCGCAGCUUGUUGAACUGCAGCUGCCCAAAGAUGUUCACUUCAGCACAAUAGUAUUUGAUGAGCUGGAAAAGCUGCAGGCUUAUGGCGGCAGUUGCUUUCAGACGCUCAAGCUGGAAUUAUUGCAGAUGUACAGCAGGCCACAGCUAGUGGUGACCUCUCGCUUGUGGUUGGCUGCGCAAAUGAAAGAACUUUUACAGCAUGCUCAGCAGCCGUUGGUUUUAAUCAAGGAGCCACUAGAGGCAGCUGUCUAUGGAGGAUUGCAACUGAAAGUGGAGCUGGGCGAAACUUUAACAGAGCAGCUGCAGCAGCUAAUGGAUUACUUGGUGUUGCAAUCUCCUAAAAGGCAGCGUACCUUGAUCUAUUGCUCAGGUGACAGUGAUUUCCAGCUGCUACAGCAGCGAUUGCCUAAGGAUAAUUACUUGUUGCAUCGCGCUCGACAGGAUAUGGGCCGCCUGGAGCUCUGGCAGCAGCAGCUAACGGGCAAAGUUUUGUUGCUGCGCAACCAUUCGCCCGAGCUGCUUGUGGACAACGUUCAGUCUCUCAUACACUUCAACAUGCCCGCGACUUGGAGUCAGUUUAGAAAAUCGUUUGCAGUGCUCAAAAAUCAAAUACCCAAUAUGCUGCUGGAUACCAUGGAGCAGCAGCAGGAGCAGAAGUUACAUUCGCUCAUACUGCUCAACAAACAAAGUCAACGCAUGUUGCCACAGUUGAUAGAAUUCAUGCAACAGCAUGGCCAGCCCAUCAACGAGCUGCUAAGCACGGCACAUGCGCAGCUGCAGGCGACACGCGAGGCAACCUUAGUGUCGCGUCAGUGCGUGAUUUGUCCGAUGUUAUUGUUAAAUGGACGUUGCCUUAAGCCUACCUGCCAAUAUCGUCAUACGCUGUCAGUUAGAGAUGCGAACUGUGCGACUGUACCAACAGCUGGAUAUAUGCGUUUUCAGCUGCUUAAGAUCUGCACGCCGUCACACUUUGCGGCACGUCUGCUGGCGCACAGAUCCUCAAUGGAAAGCACCUGGCACACGCUGGCCAUGCAGCAGCAAUAUGAAGACUUGCAGCAGGAGCUAAGCAACUACUAUGCCAUGCCAGAGCAUCGUGUGGUACCCACAAUUGAACAGUUGCAACAGAUUUGCGUGCGUCAAAUGGAUAGCAAUAGUUACGAGCGUGUUUGCGCCACCUUUGUGCCAGCUGCUGUUACUCCUACUGCUGCCAAUGAUUUGACUGUGCGCAUCAAGCAUUUGGACUUGAGUACGGUCAUCUAUCAUGCAAAGCUGUCAGAGCUGCUUGUCUGCCCACAGGCGUGGCAGCAAAUCAAGCCAAUGGCUCUAGAUGUGCGUCUAAUUGGCUGGCUGCCCUACAAUGGCGAAGAGAUUUGGCAGAGCAGCGACAUAGCAGCAAUUGCUGAGCUACUGCAGCACAAUGGCAGCUAUGAAUGUAGCGUCGUCGCUGCUUUAGCACAAACAAUCUUUGUGGACGAGCUGCAAGUGGAGACAGCUUCUUAUACGGAGCAGCUGCACCGGCAAAAACUGGGCAGAUUCGAUGCUAAGGCAAAGCAACGCUUAGAACAGUUAGUGAAUGCUAUUGAUAAAUGAAUUUAAUUAUAAAAAAAUGUAAAUAUAAUAAUAUAAAUAUAAAAUAUAAAAGG